Molecule: messenger RNA, 600 nt
Organism: Pieris macdunnoughi
Lineage: Eukaryota; Metazoa; Arthropoda; Insecta; Lepidoptera; Pieridae
Source: the annotation of a GenBank genome assembly
AUGUCUUACGUGUCUUAUAAGAACGAUUUCCCCAAAUACGUUCCGAUCGCGCCUUCAGAAGACCUAGACGCAAUGGAAGAUCGAGUUCCAAGGAAAUAUAACUAUAAAAAUAACCCGUACACCGGUCCCCAAGCGGUUUCUAUCGCUAGAAGAAACGCUCGCGAACGCAAUAGAGUGAAACAAGUGAACGACGGAUUCAACGCUUUGAGAAAGAGAUUGCCCGCUGCUGUCAUCAACGCCCUAGCUGGUGGCGCUCGGCGUGGAACCGGCAAGAAGCUUAGCAAAGUUGACACUUUACGUAUGGUAGUGGAAUACAUCAGGUACCUAGAAACCCUAAUUGAAGAUAGCGAUGCUUCGCUCGGGAUUGCGAAUACGCCGAUGGACGCCGCCAUCUCGAGUGAUGUUGAUGAAGGUUUCGCUGGAAGAACCUCGCCCUAUUCAGACUCCAUCCCUUCACCAGUGAAUUCGGAGUGUUCAUCAGGUGUUUCGUCGGCGUAUUCAAUUAAUAAUGAAUACUACGCUCCACCAAUGACAUAUCAAAAUGAAUAUGUUAUGAAUGACAGUGGGGUGAUCGAUGAAAUAUGGUGGCAAGCGAAGUGA